AUGCACACGUACGACGACAGUUCGGCCGUCGUUGCCGACGAUGUUCACCGUGUGCUCCACAACACACUGAGUGCAUUGACGGUGGCGCGCGCCCAAGUUAAAGUGAUCGUGGACUUGCGCCGCAUCUGCCGCACUCUUUCCUCCUCCCCCACCUGGACCCAGUGUGAAGACGGAGUCAGGAACAUCGGAGGCGGAGGAGGGCGCAGGUGACUGACACGGCGAAAACCCGCACCUAGAAGUAUCACCACACCCCUGGUCCACAACGAACACUAGCUAAGAUUUUAUACACUAAGAGAAAAAUGGGAGGUGGUACGGCCUGAGCUUGUACCUGGGCCAGACGUCACACCCCAAACUUUGGUAUUUUUUAUGAAUGCGCAUUCUCGAUUAAGCCUGCCGAAACCCGAUCCGAUUUCUGGGUUGGUCCAACGCAUCAAUCAUAUGGUGCAUUUUAGGGGCACAUGGGAGAAGUAUGGGUGAAGAGCUUAGAGGAAUGACAGCUGAAGUUGGUGACCUUUAAAAACUGGCAAUCGAGCAAAAACACACACUUGGAGGAAGUCACUGGUUGAGAAAACUUAACCUCAAGGAUUAAAAGUGCGUCGAAGGUACAUAGGGAGGAUAGAAAACAACAAAAAUCGAUGAUUCACAGUUAACAAUUAAGUGUGACAACGAGGGUCGGUAAAGUGAGAAAAACUGGGGUGCGUUUCAUGGUGGGUGCGUCCUUUUGCCUAAGUCAUCUAGAACAGAUGAACAGAAAGUCUAUAAAACCAAUGAAAAAUUUGCCGAACUCUUCCGAACUUCCCCGAUGACACAUACUUUGAUUGCACGAACAAAGGCGUUGGUUUAGCCAGCGCCACACAAGGAGAUCGGAGGGAAUCUAGCGUAGGCUAGCUCUCUAGUCGCACCUGGUCAAAGAGUGUAGGUCCUAUUUCACAAGACGACGUCGAAUGAAGCUUUGUUGGGUAACGGUCCACAUCCACCUCGUCGUAAUACCGCUUUGGAUUGUGGCACUUUUCUGGGCAGCUAACUUGCCAGAUCGGCGCCGGGCCACGUUUGAAGGGGGGAUAUUCAUUGCAUGGACGGGGAUUACUCAUUCGUUGCACCCGGAAAUUGUUCUAUUUGGUACUUGGCUUUCACUGAGAGAUGUCCCACUAGCGGCAACCUGAGGAUGCACCGGGGUAUCCUGCGGCUAGAAUAACAGUAGGCCCGUCCCGUUUUCCCGUUUUAAGAAUGUCUAUUGGAAAUAUCCUUGUAGAUUUUCACCUACUUUUCUAAAUAUGUUACUGAAUCAGUGAGAGUUCUGUCAGAAAUAUUUUGGUUUAGGGUAGACAGGCGCUGGUCUGCCUUGGUGAGCUACAGUUUGGAUCACGAUAGAAGCCACUGAAAAGCGAUUUAAUUAAUUGAUUUCUACAAUUUUGCAUUGUCGAUCAGUGAAGACGAAAGUAGACUAGCACGAAGGACAAACAAAACAUUUAUGAUGAUGACGAUGAUGAUGAUGAUGAUGAUGACGACGACGACGACGACGAUGAUGAUGAUGAUGAUGAUGAUGAUGAUGAUGAUGAUGAUGAUGAUGAUGAUGAUGAUGAUGAUGAUGAUGAUGAUGAUGAUGAUGAUGAUGAUGAUGAUGAUGAUGAUGAUGAUGAUGAUGAUGAUGCUGAUGAUGAUGAUGAUGAUGAUGAUGAUGAUGCUUUGCUGCUGCCAGGGGCUACACCCUGA
Molecule: messenger RNA, 1713 nt
Organism: Spirometra erinaceieuropaei
Lineage: Eukaryota; Metazoa; Platyhelminthes; Cestoda; Diphyllobothriidea; Diphyllobothriidae
Source: the annotation of a GenBank genome assembly